Molecule: messenger RNA, 3920 nt
Organism: Salarias fasciatus (jewelled blenny)
Lineage: Eukaryota; Metazoa; Chordata; Actinopteri; Blenniiformes; Blenniidae
Gene: scml2
Product: Scm polycomb group protein like 2
Exons: 14
Coding region: 62-2110 (682 amino acids)
Biological process (GO): negative regulation of DNA-templated transcription
Cellular component (GO): nucleus
Molecular function (GO): histone binding; chromatin binding
Source: RefSeq, a predicted model, not a curated record
ACACCCUCUUCUGACGGUUGGUCGGAGCCUGUCUGAGUUCACCUGCAGCAGCACAGUCGUCAUGGGUCGAACGCCACACAGAGAUCAAAAAGAGGAGAAGAAGGAGAGACGGAGCAGCAUCACAGCGGGCUCUGCCCUCGAUAAAUCUAACGAACCGUUCAGCUGGGAGGAUUAUCUGAGGGAGACGUCCUCCACUGCAGCGUCACCGACCUGCUUCAAACAGUCCAGAGUCCCGCCCGCCAAUGACUUCAAAGCAGGCAUGAAGCUGGAGGCGCGGGACCCUCGCAACUCCAACUCGGUGUGCAUCGCCACGGUCAUGGGCAUGAUGGGUACCCGUCUGCGGCUGCGUCUGGAUGGCAGCGACAACACUAAUGACUUCUGGCGACUCAUCGACUCCUCGGACAUCCAGCCGAUCGGAACCUGCGAGAGGAACGGCGACAUGCUGCAGCCGCCGCUGGGUUUCAGGAUGAACGCCUCCUCGUGGCCCAUGUUCCUCCUGCGGACGCUGAGCGGUGCCGAGAUGGCUCCAGCUUCUGCUUUUAAGAAGGAACCAACCAGUCCUGCCAAAAACUACUUCCAGCCUGGUAUGAAGCUGGAGGCGGUGGACAGGAAGAACCCCUACCUGAUCUGUCCGGCCACGGUGGGGGAGGUCAGAGGUCAGGAGAUAUUCGUCAUGUUUGACGGCUGGCGGGGCGCCUUCGACUACUGGUGCCCCUUCGACUCCCGAGACAUCUUCCCCGUGGGCUGGUGUGCUCUGACCAAGCACAGCUUACAGCCACCAGGGAACUUCUUCACUCUGCCCGGUGCGCUCCUCGCUCCCGUUUCUUCCGCCUCAGCGACUCGCCGCUCCUCUUACAACUCGUCCUCCUCCAUGCAGACCUCGUACCGACUGCCUAACCCCUUGCCGCCCCUCCCCGUUCGCAAGGGCGUCCGGGGUCGCCGUCCCAAAUCCCAGACGAUCGCUCUGUUGAAGGCGGCGGCCGAGGCGGCGGCGGCGGCGGCGGUCAAUGGAGCAUCGCCGAGUCCUGCCAGGACGAGCUCCGAGACCCCGCUGGCCCCCAGACCACACAAGAAGCGAGGGCCCAAGCCCAAGAACAAGAAGAAGCCUCGGGUGGUGCAGUCAUUGGGGGCGCCGUCAGUCACAGCUCCACCUCCAGAGACCAGACUGAGCAGCAGCCACGUCUCAGUGGACAACAACCUGAGCAACAGCUCCAGUGUAGUUUGCACAGUGUGUGUCUAUGUCAACAAGCACGGCGACUACGGCCCCCACCUCGACCGGAAGCUAGUGCAGCAGCUCCCGGACCACUUCGGCCCAGCACCAGUCAACGCAGUGCUUCAGCAGGCCGUGCAGGCCUGCGUGGACUGUACCUACCAGCCCUCCGUGCUGCUGUCGUUCCUACAGGGCCAGUCCCAUUCCGGAGGGGAGGUCAUCAGAGUGCGGUCGGAGCACGGUAUCCGCUACAUGAAGCUGCCCUCUGUCUCCAGUGCGUCGUCUGUGCUGCGGUUCCUGGAGAACAUGUGCCAGCAUCUAGAGAGUGACAGUUUAUUCAGCUCGCAGCCUUUCAGCCCCUUCGCCAACAACACACGCUUCUACAACAGAACCAAGUCAGAACCCGUGUCCGUCACAGAGAACGGCCUGUCUAAUGACGAUUCCUCGAAGGACCCGAAUCCCAGCGCCCGGCCCCACCACACCGCCUCAGACUUCAGAGCAGCAAAGAGGGAGCGGCCAUAUUACCCCGGACACACACAAACGCCGCCGCCCCUACGACGCGUCAGCUCCAACCCCACUGAGCUGGUUCCCAUGUGUGCGCACAGACGAGUGGAGGGUAGGGCGAGCUCAACGACGGGUCCAGACCAUGUAAAGCAGGACAAGGAGGGUUCAGCAAGCAGCGCGUCUUCCUGGUCGGUGGACGACGUCAUACGAUUUGUCCAAGAGGCCGACCCACAAACCCUCGGCCCGCACGUCGAACUGUUCCGGAAACACGAAAUCGACGGCAAGGCACUGAUGUUGCUGCGCAGCGACGUCAUUAUGAAGUACAUGGGACUGAAGCUGGGCCCGGCCCUCAAACUCUGUCACCACAUCGAGAAGCUGAAACAGACCAAACAGUAGAGGAGGAAGACGAUUUCCCUCCAGGGACGCAUAGUACAAAGCUGUAGCUACCGAUGAGGACACUGAAGUUGCAUCCCCGGCAUUCUGGGGGAUUUGGGGACUUUUAGCAGCCUGGGGAGAGUUUCCAUUUGUAAAUUUUAUACUGGUGAACUGUUGCGUGAGCUGAGGCCGACCAACUCGCUAAAGUAUUUAGCAUUAUUCCUCAGAACUUUAUUUAUGUGGUCAAGAUGGAAGCAGUCUGUAGACUUUCAUGUUGGGAAAUUCUAUUGUAUUAUUAUACAAAUGUGAAAAAAAAUCACGUAAUUAAGCCUGACAUUUUCUUUCUUGACCUCAGUGUUCAUAAAGUCCUAGUUCCUGCCCUUCCUUAAACAAGGUUUAUUUUUCUUUGUUAAACUUUACAAACCACAGAUACAUAGUACAUGAUCAUAGAGGUAGAGACACAUUUUUGAAUAUCUGUGAAUUUUGUUCAUGUUUGUAUCUUUAUGCCUUAUUCUCUAUAACUGGAGGCUGCGUUUCAUCAGUUCCUAUCAGUUAAAGUCGACGGUUUAUCCUUUCUGUUCUGACAUUCGGCUGGUGAGAUCUUCUAAUGUCCUUUGUGUAGAACUACAGACGAGGAAAUUGAGUUCAGGUACGAGCAGUGGACGUCUCUGCAUCAUUUCUAACAAUGCAAUAAAGUUUCUGAAUGACGGCUCCCGUUACAGACUGUCAAAGCUUGUUUAUGCAUGCCAGCGAAUGUAUGAAGUGCGGUACAGGAUGAGAGGAGUGCCUCAGCCGCGGGGAAAGGGGGACGUUUGAAUCCAGCUGCCGGUGGACUAGUCUUGUUCGAUGAAGUCAAUUACUGAAAUGAUAUUCUGCCACUUGUGCUCAGAUGUGUUUAUUGACAAAACGCAUGCACUUCAGUAUGUGUUAUUCUUACUUAUUGGUGGCUGUUCCAUUUUCGUCAAAAUCCUUGACGAUGUUUUGAGUCUGCAGCACGAACCGGAUACUGAAAGCUGAUUAUUCCUCUUGUUUGUGUUUGUCUGUAUGCUGGAAGACUUUCGAGCUGGACUGUUCCAGCUUGAGCACUUAUGUGGCUACAUGAUUGUAUUAUGCUUUGACAGUCACACACUCACACACACACACACACACCCAUACAGUGACUGAAACACUGACAGUAUUUUGACAUGGUAAUUGACGAUGAAGCUUGAGCGCUAUUCAGAAAGGUAAACAGCACACGAUGGAAUAACUGUUCUGUGUAGAGUUAAGCAAGGAGGCUGUUUUGUUGUUUUUUUUUAUAUAUAAUUUUGUACUGUAACAAAGUGUAUCAACCAGUAUCAAGCGUAAGUGUAAUCAUUUGUUUUCUGCCUGAAAUAGUUUUUGUGUGCACCAUCAAUUAACUACCUACAGGAUGAUAUUGUGUCUGAACUAUUCACGUCACAAAGUAUUUAUCCAUCAUCUCCGAUGGCAGAAAUGCUCAUUUUCUGAACAUUUCAGAACCAUUUUGAACCAAAUCAUGUGUUUUCUAGCUGCAUUUCCCACUGUUGCUCUCCUGUAGUGGUAACAAGUUGAUACUUGAAACCGUCUUGCUUUAAUGUGAAACUCAGGUUUUAGUAAAUUGUUUUACAUCAUUAGCAUUUUUGUGUUCAUUGCCGCAGCGUAGACGGAGCACAAUUGCCAGUUGUUUAUAUUUUUUAAUGCCUUGUCGUCUGUCGCCCCACUGCAUCUCGUGUGUGUGUGUGUAUAUAUCCGACUUUUUACUGUAAAUUCAACAAAAGAUGUUUGUUAAAUAUGUUUGAUAUGCAUUCACACAAUUAAACAUUUGUUUAAAUCA